This is a messenger RNA of Hevea brasiliensis (rubber tree), 2484 nucleotides long. RefSeq names its product disease resistance protein RUN1-like. Gene Ontology annotation, biological process: defense response. The transcript is spliced from 5 exons. Lineage: Eukaryota; Viridiplantae; Streptophyta; Magnoliopsida; Malpighiales; Euphorbiaceae. Gene Ontology annotation, molecular function: protein binding. The record is from RefSeq and is a predicted model, not a curated record. Bases 147 to 2351 code for a protein of 734 amino acids.
GCUAUUUAUAUGUGAUCAGGCCUGAAUCUAAACUAGUUGAAAAAAUUGUCAUCGAUGUUCGCAAGAAAAUAAAUCAAUCGUUUCUAAGUGUUUACGAUAAUGAGGGCCUUUUUGGAAUUGAUUCUCGUGUGAAGGAAGUUGAAUCAAUGUUAUGUCUUGAAUCUGAAGAUGUGCGUAUGGUAGGAAUUUGGGGAAUGCCUGGUAUCGGGGAAGAUGAAGAGCGUGUAAAAAAUAUAUUAGAUUGUUGUGGGUUUUUUCCAGAAAUUGGAAUAAGUUGUCUGCUUGAUAAGUGUCUCGUAACUACUACCUGGAAUGAGAAGUUACAGAUGCAUGACUUGCUACAACAAAUGGGUAAGGAUAUUGUUUGCGAGGAAAAAAAGCCUAGAAAGCGUAGCAGGUUGUGGAAUGCCAAGGAUAUAUGUGACAUACUGACAAAAGAAAAAGUGGCUGAAAGUGUUGAAGCCAUAUCACUGGACUUGUCCAAAAUUAGAAAGACGGAACUAUAUCCUUCUGCCUUUGAGAAAUUUGAUAAGCUUAGAUUGCUCAAAUUUUACAAUCCUUGCUCUGAGGAAAUCAAGUUACAUCUUCCUAAAGGCCUGAAAUUUCUUUCAAAUGAGCUCAGGUUUCUCUACUGGGAUCAAUACCCUUUGAAAUACUUGCCAUCAAAAUUUUGCCCUGAGAAUCUUGUUGAAUUGCACAUGCAGAGUAGCCAACUCAAACAACUUGGGAACAAAGAUGCCCCGUGUUUUGAAAACUUGAAAUUUAUGGACCUCAGCAACUCGAAACAAUUGAUCAGAAUUCCAGACCUGUCGAAAUUCCCAAAACUUGAGGUUAUAAUUUUGAGAGGCUGUACUAGUUUGGUUGAAGUUUCUUCGUCUACUAAGUAUCAUGGCAAGAUUAUAGAUCUAGAUCUUGGAAAAUGCUCAAAGCUAGCUAGUCUUCCAAACAGCAUAUGCAAUCUGAAAUCUCUAAAGGAGCUAGACUUCACAGAUUGUGUGAAUCUCCAUGGAUUGCCAGAGAACUUGGGGGACUUGGAAUCUCUGGUGGUCCUGAGAGCAACUAGAAGUGGUAUAAAAAAACUACCAUCUUCUAUCAAUCAGUUGAAGAAAUUAAAUAACUUGGACUGUGAAGGAUGUGAAGGUUUGAUAUUGCCUCCUUUCACAGGUUUGGCCCGUCUUUGGAGGCUUUCUCUCAAGGGUUGUGGUAUAUUGGAAAUUCCUAGUAAUCUUGGCUCUUUAGGGUCAUUGGUAUAUUUACAUUUAAGUGGAAAUAAUUUCAGAAGUAUACCUACAAGCAUCAAGCAAUGUUCUAUGUUGACGUCACUUGAUUUAAGAGAUUGCAAGAGGCUUCAAUUUUUGCCAGAGCUUCCAUCAGGUCUAGUGAGGUUAUUUGCAGAAAACUGCACAUCUCUGGAAUCUGUAUCGAGCUCAUUCAUACAAGGAUAUAUGAAUUCCUGUCUGAGGAUGGAUCUUAGCAAAUGCAUUAAAUUGGAUCAGAGUGCAUGCAGUCAAUUAAUGGAAUGUCUACUGCUGAAACUUCAAAGCAUUGGACAACCAGAGGAACAAUGUCUGGACAAAGAGGCUGAUGCAACGAAUUUUUGUUGGUCAGAUUUGUUAUGCAUCCCGGGAAGUGAAAUGCCAGAAUGGAUGAUGUACAAAAAUGAUAAUGGAUCUUCAUUGUCAUUCUCUCUCACAACACAUUCCCAUGCUUCCGACUUCAUCAAGAUCGCUUUUUGUGCUCUAGUUGAAGCUAAUUGUUCAAAUUUCAUCUUGGAUGGUAUUUCUAUUUCAUGCGAAGGCCGCUUCGUAACUGAGUCUGGAGAUAGCCUCGAAAUGUAUUCUAAUUGCCCAUUGAAUCUCAUCCCCAAAAUACAUUAUAUCUCCCUCUGGUAUUGCGCCAUUCGUUUCAAUUCCAAGAAAAUCCGUAUUAGAGAGGCCUCAUUUCAAUUCUUCAUACCUGGGGGUGAAGUCCACAAGUGUGGAGUCCAUCUAAUGUUUGAUCAUAACUUGGAACAUGAUAAUGUUGAUGAUGAUAGCAAAAGAAUGUCAUUACCGGUGUUGGAUUAUCGUCAGGCCAUGAAGCAAGGGUUGUUCUUUACUCAGUUUCUUGUUGCUGAGGAUGAUCCUGAACAAUAUCCCCUUCAAAGAUUGAAAGAGAGGCAUGAGUUUAAAGUUGUUGAUUUAAAUUUCUCACUAUCUUUCUUGUUCACCUUAGUUAUCUGCCUGGCUGCUACUUCAGAUCAAACCAAAGCCCAACCGACACAAAUGAUCUUUACUUUGAUGCUCAUAUACGUGUGUAUGUGGCUGCUUUCCUUCAACUCUUCUCUAUCUCUUCAUGGAAUGCCCAACUAAACUUGUUUCUGUUAAUUAUUGUCUUUAUUUUUUGUUUAAAUUGAGAUAUAUGAAAUUAUAAAUUACAACGCUAUUAAACUAACUCUGUUAUUGCUAGAUGUAUAUUUUUAAUAUACAGUACAGAUUUUCCAAA